This is a messenger RNA of Daktulosphaira vitifoliae (grape phylloxera), 1932 nucleotides long. RefSeq lists its product as uncharacterized. Bases 76 to 1776 code for a protein of 566 amino acids. The record is from RefSeq and is a predicted model, not a curated record. The transcript has 2 exons. Lineage: Eukaryota; Metazoa; Arthropoda; Insecta; Hemiptera; Phylloxeridae.
ACUUAAUUUUUUUUGGAGUGUUAAAGAGAUUUUUGACUACUGUCUUUUUUACACUUACACAUCAUUUAACUUAAAAUGAUUACGAAAUUUUGUCCACUUUUUUUUUUAUUAUUUUGUAUAUAUUCAACACAUCUAUGUAAGGCAGAUGUUUCUUAUAAAACUUAUGUUAUUAAUGUAUUGAAUCACAUUCGAAAUGAAAAAGCAUUGGAAUCAUUAAAACAUAUUGUGGUUAAAGACAAUACUAUUGAAAAUUUAAUUGAAUACUGGGAUUUUAAUAAACCUGUGACUACUUCGUCAGUCGAACUGACACUCAAAUUUAUGAUACAUUUACUAAAUUACAGGUUCAGCGAGAUCCUUCAAUUAUUUCAGUAUAAAUUUGUGUUUGCUUUAGAAAAUUGUCGAAGAAGUUUGGACAGUCAACAACGUGAUGAUUUUGUUGAAUGUGUUCAGCAAAUGUAUUAUACAAUAAAAAAUUCAAGAACAAUGUUUUACUGCUUGUAUGAUAUUGUAGAGUUUUUGUAUAAUUUAGAUUUCAAACUCUUAAAUCCUUUAAUAAACGUUUCUGAGUCAACAGUCAAGAUUUUUAACAUUUAUAAAAAAUUCACUGAGUUGAUAGCUACAAAAUUCCAACCAGAAUUUUUGGACAAAAAUCAAAAUCCAAAUUUUGAUGUAGCAUUAAAUAUACAAGUUUACAUGACAAAUUUUUGCAGAGAUAUAGCGGUACCAAAUAUUAACUUACUUUGCACGAUCACUAAUCAAUAUUGUGGUGUUUUUCCUAAUAAUAUACCAUAUGAUUUAUUUAUUUUGUAUGGUGACGCAGAAAAGGUUAAAGAAUUUUCUAUUAUUUAUUCUGAUAUGAAAUAUGUAUGUAAUGACCUUAAUUUAUUGUAUAAAAAUGUUAUCGAACAUGUAAAUAAAAACUUGGGAUUUGAAAAAUUGUUGUACGAUAAUAACAAUACAAUUAUACCACCUUUGUUAAAUGAGCAAAUGUGUCGAGAAAAAGUUAUUGCAUUAAUUAAUAAAAUAAUAAAAAAUUGGAAACAAGAGUUUAAACAUAUAAAAAUUUUCUCAAGAAAAGACGGCUAUAUUAGUUCUGAUUCUAUAUUACAAGGCGACAUUAACAACUACCAAACUUUUAAAACUAAACAGAUUCAAGUUUCUCAUCUAAUACGAUGUAAGUUUACUGAAAUAUUUCAACAUUUUUACAUAACAUUGAAUGUUUUAAUUAAAAUAUGCAGCAAAGAGGAAGUAAAAAAUAAUUUAUCAUUCAUUGACUAUUUAAGGAACCUUUACAAAACUAUCGAAAAAUCAUAUAUUUUGUUUAAUACUAUGCUACCAAUUUUGGAAACAUUUAUAAAUGGAUCAAAUAGUUUGAUUAUUCCUGGUCCUAAAUUGGGUAUAGAGUUUCAAAUUAGGGAGUACGUUAGUUUUAUUGAAAAUGAAAACAAUUUGAUGUCAAUAAAUUUAGAAAAUAUAUACGAUAUAAAUGACCUCAUCAGUGAAGAAAUCAUAAUUAAUUACUACCAAAAGCUGUUUAACUAUUGGUCAAAGAACCUUUCUAUAAAUUGGCUUUCAUUUUAUGAGCGUACAUCUGUAUAUUGUGAAUUAAAUUCUAAUUUUUUUAAAAAUCCUGAUAUAAUGAUUGAUCAUUUCUUGAAAAUUCAUCCAUCAGGUCAUCAAGACAUUGGACAAAUACUUAUUCCCAUAUGCAAUUAUUUUAAUAAAUAUCUUGAAAAUAUCAUCAAAAAUGAGUUAAUAAAAAUAAGUCCUUAUUAAAAAAAUGUAUAUUAAAUAAAUAUAUUAUGUUAAAUUCCGAUAAAUUCUUAUUAUAUUGUUAAAUUUAUCAACAUUAUAAAACCAAUGAUAAUUGUGGAAAACUCAUAAAUUAUAAAUUGCUAAUUUAUUUAUUUUUCAUAUAAUUAAGCUAGAAAA